AUGGAGGAGUCUGAUUUAUUGGAGAAAGAUCUGAUCGACCGCGAUAAAUUUCGGGGCGGCGAUCGACCUCCGGAGGCUGUUGAUUCUGGAAAAGAUGGCGCGAACGGAAUAGCAACGAAUAACGAAGACAUUGCUAUGGUGGACGCUGACGGCGAAGGGCAUCUCGAGAACGGCGUUGCGGAUGCUAACGACGCUGAGGCGGUCGCUGGACCGACGACUGCGGAGGGAGGAGAAGACGAGGAAAUGCGAGACGCGGAAGCGGUGAAAGACGACGGCGACGCGAGCGAUGGUCGCGCGAAUGACGUCGAGCGCGGAGACGCGGCCGCCGCGCCUGACGCAGCUGCGGCGGCGCCGGCAGGUGCGGACGAAAAUGAGGGUGGCGACGCGACGGAUGUUGAGGCUGGCGGGAAUAAGCAAGCUGACGGCGUGGCUGACGGAGUUGACGGCGAGGGGGGAACGGAGGGCGCGGACGAGCAAGAAGGGAAGAGUGGCGAGGAGAAGGAACAGGGCGGUGAUGCGAUAGGCGACGAGGAUGGGUUGAAGAAAAAAGCUGAUGAACAGGCUGAGGAGAAAGCGGAAGAGAAAGCGGAAGAGAAAGCAGAAGAGAAAGCGGAAGAGAAAGCGGAAGAGGAACCGGGGGAGGAAAUGGAGGAGGAAGCGGGGAAGGGAGAGGAAGGGAAAGCGGAGGGGAAAGCGGAGGAGGAAGCGGACGCGGAGGUGAAAGCGGAGGGGAAAGCGGAAGAAAAUAUGGAGGAGAGAACGGACGAGAAGAAAGAUGAGAAAGCAGAAGAGGAAGCAGAAGGGGAGGUGGAAGAGAAAGCGGAAGGAGAAGCGGAAGGUGCUGCGGAAGGAGUGGAGGCGGCUGGCGGAGAAGCGGCUGCAGAGGGGGGAACGGCGACUGGUGCGGGAGAGAAGGCUCUCGACGAGGCGGAGAAGGGGAGCGCGGAGGAGGAGGAGGGGAAGGACGAGGGGGAGGGGACGGAGGGGACCGAAGAGAAGGAGGGGGAGGUGGAGAAGAAAGAGGAGGAGGGGGAGGGAGGGAAGGAAGAGGAGGAAGGGGAGGGGGAGGGGGAGAAGGAAGGGGAGGAGGGUGAGGGGGAGGAGGAGAAGGAAGAGGAGGGAAAAGAGAGGAAAACGGUGAAGGACACGAAGGCGGGGAAGGGCGAAAAGGAAGCGGACGAGGAAAAGGGGCCGAUAGAGGGGAAGAAGGGCAAGGGGGGGAAGGAGGAGGUGCGGCGGAAGCAGCGGGAGGACAGGCCCGGGCAGGGCGGGGAUGCCAGCGACCAGCGCAAGGCAGCAAAGGGCGCAUCCCCCCAUCUCCGCCCCCACGGCACUCCCGCCAAGGCUUCCGCCAACCCCCCCCCUUCUCCCGCCACCCCCGCGGCUGGCAGGGCCCGCGGGGGGGAGGAGGAGAGCGGGGGGAGCGAGGACGAGGGGGAGUGGGCGCCGGUGGUGCACGAGCUGGUGUGGGCCAAGGUGCGCUCGCACCCCUGGUGGCCUGCGCGCGUGCUCUCCCCCUCCGAGGCCACCCCCAGGGCGCGCGCACAGCACCGCACGGGGCACCUGCUCAUUGGCUUCUAUGGCGACCAGACCUUCAAUUGGUUGCGCCCCAUGGAUCUGCUACCAUUCGCGUCGCACUACUGGGAGAAGUCACAGCAGACGCCCAUGAAGCUGUUCUGCCAGGCCGUGGCGGAGGCGCUGGUGGAGCUGGACGACCAGGUCGCCAAGGGCCUGCUGCACGGCGCCCCGCCCUCCACUCUCGCCGCCCAGCACCGCCGCGUCAACCCCACGGUCAUGCUCUCCUAUCUGCGAGCCACGGCCCGCAAUCCCAUCGGCGGGCACCGCGACGCGCUGCUGGCAGCAGUGCUGCGGCAGCGGUUCAUGCAGGGGGGCGGGGAGCGCGCCAAGGUGGGGCGCGCGGAGCAGGGCGCGCGCAGGCCGGACCUGGGGGAGCUGUUUCUGGUGGAGGGGCGGCUGGUGGUGCCCGAUGGGGAGGGGGGCGGGGGCGCUGGGGCGGAGGGGAAGAAGAAGGGCGGAGAGAAAGGGGGGAAGCGGAGGGCUCAUGUGGAGGAGGAAGAGGAGGAGGAGAAGGAGGAGGAGCAAGAGGAGGAGAAGAUGGAGGAAGAGGAGGAGGAAGAGGAGGUGGUGGUGGUGAAAGAGAAGAAGAAGCGAGGGCGGAAGUGGGAGGAGGAUGAGGAGGAAGUUGAGGUGGGUGAGGAGGAAGAGGAGGAGGACGAGGAAGAUGGGAGGAGGAAGAAGGGGCGCAAGGGCAAGCAGAGGGAGAAGGGCGGAAAGAGGCGUGGGAGGAAGAGAAAGCACGAGGAGGACGAGGAGGAAGAGGAGCAAGAGGAGGAGGAGAAGGAGGAGGAGCAAGAGGAGGAGGCGGGGGAGGAAGAGGGUCUGAAGCGGAGGAAGAAGAAGAUGAGGCGACGCAAGUCGGAGGGGGCGCCGGGCGAGGAGAGGGAGGGGGAGGAGGGGAAGCGGCGGAGGAGGAAGAAGCGCGUGGUGGACGAGGAGGAGGGCGCGGAGGGGGAAGCAGGGGAGGAGGGAGCAGCGGACGGGGGAGCAGGGGGGGAGGAGGAGGAGAGCGCUGGGGCAGGUGUGGCGGCAGGGAAGAAAGCGGGGGAGGGAGAGGCCAAGGAGGGGGCGGAAGGGGCGGAGGAGCAGGGGGAUGAGGUCAAGUCCCCGGUGCACUCGCCGCUGCGCUCACCUGUGCAGUCGCCUGGGGGGGCGGGAGCAGGUGGUGGGGGAGGGGGUCGAGGCAAGGGGCGGCCGAGCAACGCGCACAAGUGGGCGGUGGAGAUGCAGCGGCUGGGCAUCAAGGCCGCCGCUGAAACCGCCCGCGACGACCUGCUGCGCCUUGCUAGGAGCCCCCUGGACCUGGCGGAUCUGAGCGAGACACUGAAGCCCGUGGCAGCAUGGCGCCAGCACACCUUCUGGUUCGCCCGCUCGCACAAACCACAACCUGCUGCCGCUGCUGCUGCUGCUGCCAGCAAGGGCGAGGCAAAGAAGGCCCCAGCAGGCAAGGCAGGCGAGGAGGCGGCGGGUGACAAGAGUGCAGCGGCGGGAGAGGCAGAGAGAGAGGUGGGCGCGGAGGGAGUCGCGAGGGCGGAAGCAGAAGGGAAGGCUGCGGAGGAGAAGGCACCAGGCGAGGCUGUGGCGGGCGCUGGGGGCGAGGAGGGCGCUGGAGGCGCUAAGGGAGAGGAGGAGGAGAAGGGGAAGGCAGAGGAGGGUGAGAAAGAGAGGGAGGUGGUUCCCGGUGAAGGCGCUGCUCCGAUGGAGGUGGAGGGAGGGGAGGCGGAGGCAGGCGGGGAGAAGGAGAAGGAAGUGGUGAAGGAGGAGAAGGGAGAAAAGGAAGGGGUAACUGGGGAGAAGGAGCGUGGGGAUCAAGGGGCGAAGGAAGAGGAGGUGAGUGAGGAGGAGAGGAAGCAAGGCGAGCAGGUGAAGGAGAAGGGGGUUGAGGAGAAGGAGAAGGAGGAGGAGGGAGUGGGAGUGAUAACAGGCGAGGUGGAGGAGGAGGACAGGUGGGAGGAGGAGGCGGAGGAGGAGGAGCCGGUGCCGCGCCCGCCACCACCAGCGGCACCAGCACGCAAGGCAGUGGCAGCAGAGGCAGCAGCACCAGGGGAAGCAGCAGCAGGGGAGGAGGGGGCGGGUGCGGCGGUGCGGCCGAGGGGGCGCACCAAGGCGGAGGUGAAGGCGCGGCGGCAGCAGCGGCUGGUGGACGCCCGCCCUGGCAGUGAGAGCGAGGGGGGCGAGGGGGACGAGGAGGAGGACGGGCGCAGCGAUGACGAGCGGCCUGUGGCAGCAAGGGGCAGGGGGCGCGGGCGCGGGCGGGGGUCGAGAGGGGGGAGGGGCGGGCGGGGCAGAGGGGAGGCAGGAGGGCUGGCAGGGGGGAGAGAGGGGGUGAGUUUGACUGGGAGGGGGAGGGGGAGGGGAAGGGGGAGAGGCAGGGGGAGGGGCAGGGGGCGAGGAGGAGUGGGAGGAGGGGCGGAGGCUGGUGGGGCGGAGGGCGGAGGGGCGGAAGGAGGGGAGUGGGAGGGGAGGCAGCGUGAGGGAGGGGAGGCGGGGCAGGAGAGGGCUUUGCGGCAGCGCAAGGCGGUGGGGCCCGCGCGUGUGGAGGGGGACGCACUCAGCCCGGAGGGCCGGCGGCGGUCGCUGCAGCAGCUGGCCGCUGCUAAGAGGGAGGCGCGGGGCGGGGCAGGCGCGGAUGAAUCGCCCCCGCAUGCGCUAGCGCUGACCACGCAAGAUGCCACGUCAGUCCCACCUGGAUGGCAGCAGCCCCACUCCCAUCCCCAGCAGCAGCAGGGGCAGGGUCAGCUGGGUUGGCAACAGGGCUGGCAACAGGGCGGGCAGCAGAGCGGGCAGCAGCAGCAGCAGCAGCAGCAGCAGCAGCAGCAGCAGCAGCAGCAGCAUGGGCAGGGGGGCGGGGGGCAGCAGCAGGGGCAGGGGGGCGGGGGGCAGCAGGGGCAGGGGGGCGGGGGCCAGCAGGGGCAGGGGGGCGGGGGGCAGCAGGGGCAGGGGGGCGGGGGGCAGCAGGUGCUGUGCAUGCGCUUCCCAAAGCUCAUGCCGGCGCCCUCCGUGGCGCAGCUGCGCGCCACCUUCGCUCGCUUCGGAGCGCUGCUGGGCGCCAAGCUCAUCAAAUACCAGGGCGUCGCUGAGGACCCGUCGUCAGCCACAGCAGCCAUGCACGAGGCCAUGCACGGCUCCUCUCUCUUCGGCUCCUGGGACGUGCACGUGCCAUGCUGCUGGCGUGCCAUUCCCGCGUCCAUUGGUUCCUCUCAAUGCUCAUCCAUGUCUCUGCUCUCUGCAUUCCGCCCUCUGCCUCUCCACACGCACCUCCCCUCGCCCCCCCCUUUCAACCACCUCCUCACCUCUCCUCUUCGCGUUCGUCUCCACUCUCAUCUCUCUUAUUGCUCCCUGAUCCUCUCCCCUGCCCCCUCUUCCCCCCCUCCCCUUCUCUCCUGCCACCAGAUUGACUCUGCAGUCCCUAUCAGGCCCACAUAUCCCUCCGCCCACACCCCCCCACCCUCCGCCCACGGCCACCCUCCCUCCGCCCGCACACCACCUGCGCGCCUUCCCCCCGCGGCCUCCCCCGCCCCCACUCCCCCGCGCGCCCUCGCCCCUCCCCCUGCCGGUGCUGCCCUCGUGCCCGCCGCUGCUGCUGGCCGCCUCACACCCUCACAGCGCCACAGCCUGCAACUCAUUCAUUCCGCCCUCUGCUGCCCACCUCCACCUCUGCCUCGCCCCUCUCUACACUUCUCCUCUCCUCCUUAUCUUCUCCCCACUCGCCUCUUUCCCCCGCCCUCUCCCUCCCCUCCCCCCAGGCGAAUCCAGCGCAGGCGGCGCAGAGGCCGGGCAGUGGAGCCUGGAUGGGCACGCCCACCGCGCUCGCCCCCUCCGUUGCCCCUCAGUGGAUGCCCCUCCUCCUCCUUUCCCUCCUGCCCGCUCACACUCGCGAAUCCAGCGCAGGCGGCACAGAGGCCGGGCAGUGCAGCAUGGAUGGGCACGCCCACCACGCUGGGCCCGUCCACGCGCUCGCUGCUGCCGCGCUCCGCCCUCGCCCUCUCCAAGGACCCCCGCCGCCAGUCCCAUGCCUCCGCCGCUGCUGCCACUUCUCCUGGCGCUGCUGGUGGUGGUGGGGGUAUGGGCGGACAGCAAGGCAGGGAGGGGUUGCCUCCUGGGUUUGCAGCAGGGGCAGGGGGAGCGGGGGAUGCAGGAGGAGGGGAUGGGGGAGCAGGAGGCGGCGAUUGGUGGGAGGCACAGGACGCCCUCCCCACGCCCCCUGCCCCUGCUGCUGCCACUGACGGCACUGCCGGUGCCAUGGUUGCUGCUGCAGGGGCCGGGGCAGGGGCAGGAGAAGGGAGUGGGGGGGCAGGAGGGGGAGGCGGGGCGGUGCCGGACAUAAAGCAGAGCAUGUUCAGCCUGCUGAGCAAGGUGCAGGCCAUUGUGUCGCAGCCUGAAGGGGAGGGGCGUGCAUCACAAGGGGCUGACGCCAAUUCGUGA
Closterium sp. Naga37s-1 is the source of this 6003-nucleotide messenger RNA. Lineage: Eukaryota; Viridiplantae; Streptophyta; Zygnematophyceae; Desmidiales; Closteriaceae. The record is from the annotation of a GenBank genome assembly.